AUGUCCGACCCAUCGAGUCCCUACUACGGGGUGGCCUACAAUGGCACCGGCGCCAACGGCGGUGACUCGCUGACAAGUGACCUGAACAUCUACUAUAAUGCCGGUGAUAUUGCUUGGGUUGUUACGUCGACGGCUCUCGUCCUGCUCAUGAUUCCGGGUGUUGGAUUCUUCUACUCAGGUCUCGCUCGCCGCAAGUCAGCACUCUCGCUGAUAUGGCUUUCCAUAAUGUCCGUCGGCGUUGUCUCCUUCCAGUGGUUCUUCUGGGGCUACUCACUGGCCUUCUCCCACUCCGCCGGAAAAUACAUCGGUGACCUGAGCAAUUUUGGUUUGAAGGGCGUGCUGGCUGCGCCGUCUGUUGGAAGUUCCAGUGUUCCCGAUCUCCUUUUCUGUAUCUUCCAGUGCAUGUUCGCUGCUAUUACCGUUGCUCUCGCUGCCGGUGCCGUCGCUGAGCGUGGUCGUAUGCUUCCCUGUGUUGUCUUCAUGUUCAUCUGGACCACCAUCAUCUACGACCCCAUUGCCUGCUGGACAUGGAACCCUUCGGGUUGGGUCUACAAGCUGGGAGGUCUGGACUUUGCGGGUGGUACUCCAGUGCACAUCGCUUCCGGCUCUGCUGCUCUGGCCUACUCCCUGAUGCUGGGUAAGCGUCGUGGACACGGUACUCACGAGCUCAACUACCGCCCGCACAACGUGACACACGUUGUCAUCGGUACUGUCUUCCUUUGGGUUGGAUGGUUCGGCUUCAAUGCCGGCUCUGCCCUGGCCGCCAACCUCCGUGCUGUCAUGGCUGCCGUCGUGACCAACCUGGCUGCCUCCGUGGGAGGUGUCACCUGGUGUCUGCUUGACUACCGCCUGGAGCGCAAGUGGUCCACCGUCGGUUUCUGCUCUGGUGUCAUUGCCGGUCUUGUUGCCAUUACUCCCGGCUCUGGCUUCGUCACCCCCUGGGCAGCUUUCAUCUUCGGCGUUGUCGGCGCCGUUGCUUGCAACUAUGCCACCAAGCUGAAGUUCCUCCUCCGCGUUGACGAUGCUCUGGAUAUCUUUGCCGUCCACGCGGUCGGCGGUCUUGUCGGCAACAUCCUCACCGGCCUCUUUGCUGCCGACUACAUUGCGCACCUCGACGGCGUCACCUCAAUCCCCGGCGGCUGGAUUAACCGCAACUACAUUCAGCUGGGCUACCAGCUUGCCGACUCAUUCUCCGGCUUUGCCUACUCGUUCUUCGGAACCUGCAUUAUCCUGUUCAUUAUGAACAUGAUCCCCGGACUCAGCCUGCGUGCUCCUGAGGAGGAUGAGAUUAUGGGCAUUGACGAUGCCGAGAUUGGCGAGUUUGCCUACGACUACGUCGAGGUUACUCGCGACAUUGUCAACGGCGUGGAGGGCAGUGACACUGCCUCCAAGCGCACCAUGACUCCCACUGGGGAAAACUUUGCCACCAUUGACACCAAGGCCUAA
Messenger RNA from Penicillium cinerascens, 1446 nucleotides. RefSeq names its product ammonium permease MEP2. The record is from RefSeq and is a predicted model, not a curated record. The transcript has 4 exons. Gene Ontology annotation, biological process: ammonium transmembrane transport. Gene Ontology annotation, cellular component: plasma membrane. Gene Ontology annotation, molecular function: ammonium channel activity. The coding region runs from base 1 to 1446 and encodes 481 amino acids. Lineage: Eukaryota; Fungi; Ascomycota; Eurotiomycetes; Eurotiales; Aspergillaceae.